Molecule: messenger RNA, 4032 nt
Organism: Girardinichthys multiradiatus
Lineage: Eukaryota; Metazoa; Chordata; Actinopteri; Cyprinodontiformes; Goodeidae
Product: perforin-1-like
Exons: 4
Coding region: 1650-3416 (588 amino acids)
Biological process (GO): leukocyte mediated cytotoxicity
Molecular function (GO): pore-forming activity; calcium ion binding
Source: RefSeq, a predicted model, not a curated record
UAUCACAAUAUGCUAAUAUUUUGAAAAGGACUUGUAUAUUUAAUCUCAUCAUUUAAGUCCAAAAGUUUGAUAUAUGUUUAUAUAUCCUUAUGUUGCACCGAAUGACGAGCUCAUUAUUUGUUGUCCAGACAUUCGAGGCUCAAGAUCAGCACUCCACUAGACUCAGCAGGGUCGUUUUAAACUCGGAUAUCAAUAUUAGCAACCACAGAAAGUCUGUUAGUAAAUCUGCUUACUAUCGUCUUAAAAACCUUGAUAGAAUAAAAGGUUUCCUGUUAGAUAGGAAACAAAAUCUGAUGCUUAUCUCUUUUUUCAGUAGAUCUGAUUACGACAACAGUGUCAUUACUGGUGUCUGUAGAAAAUAUAUCAGGCAGCUGCAGGUCAUCUGAAAUACUGCUGCCAGAGUCCUGACCAGCACCUGAAAAAUGGAUCCUAUCACACCAGUUCUUAAAUCCCGGCACUGGCUCCAUUCUUGUCAAAUAACAGAUUUGAAAAUUCUGCUGUUGGUCUCUGAAGCGCUAAAUGGUUUUGGGCCGAAAUUCAUUUCUGCGUUGCUUGUCAAAUAUAAGCCAUGCAGACCCCUCAGGUCUUCAGUGACUUUCUUACUCACUUCUUAAUCACUCUUCGUGAUUGAAAACCUUCCAAUGUGACAGAAAUAAGGCAAUUUUUCAAUUAAACAAGAUGAGGCUGCAAUUAGUUUUUAUUCUGAUGAGCUCUGGAACAAACUCCCUGAAAACCUGAGAUGGGUGGAAAUGGUUUUUCCUUUAAAUAAAGAAAUUAAAAUAUUAUUUUUUUCAGCAGUCAAAUAGAGUAACAAACUAUUUGAAGCAUUUAUUUCUUUUAUGCAAUGCUUUUAAAGCCUUAGCUUUAUUGUUUUCUUCUUUUCUUUCCUUUAAAGUCAUGUAAAUACUUUAGGUUGCCUUGUGCAUUAAUGGUGCUCUCUAAAUAAGCUUGCUUGCCUUGGACUUAAUUUGCCCAAUUCAUACCCAAUCAUUUCUAUUUCAUCUUUUCUUACUUCAUUUUCUUAUCAGUAAACAACUCAAUUGUAUAUCCUGUGGUUAGUUUGUCAGUCUACUAUAAGAAAUAUGGAUUUAUGAAAAACAUCUACCAGCAGAAGGUCAAUUAAAAGUUAUAUUGAUUUAUUCAAGGGGGCCAUAAUCUGGCAUAUUUCAUUGGAGUCAUCUGGAAAAACUGGGAUCAGAAUCAAAAUAAAUGAGAAAACAAAGUUUUUAGGAAUGAGUAAAUCCUAACAUUAAACUAUAAAUGAGAUUUGAGCAUUUUUCUGAAUAUUUAUUUUAAGAACAUCAGAAAACAUUAAAUACAAUUAAGGAAAAAGCAUACACCGUGGUUUAAGUACCAGGGUAUGAGUUGGCUUGUUUACAGGCAUGAAACGGGAUUCAAAGUAUUGAAAAAGCCAACUAAGUCUAAAACGUUAAAGAAACUUAAAGCACAAAACAAAACCACAAAAUGAACAUCUCAGGGAUCAUGACAGAGAGCUUUAUAAAAUAAGGACAUCAUUGGAAAAAAACUGGAUGUUAGUAAAUAGAAACUAGUUGAUGACAGUUUUCUAGUGCUUUUAGAUGCUUUGUCGUUAUUUUAACUAAAAAUGCAUUACUUUACAGUCGGCAUCCACUGUCCAGGUAAACAGAACUAUGUUGCUGUUGCAUUUGGGCAUCUUUGCUGGCCUUCAGCUGUCCUUCCCUCAGUGCACGAUAGGUGUGUGCACUGAGGGGACAGCCAAACAGUGCCAGGAAGCAGAUUUCGUUCCAGGCUCCAAUCUAGCAGGUGAGGGCUUUGAUAUUACCAAAAUGGAGCUUAAAGGCGCCUUCGUUCUCAACAUGGAUCGGUGGAAACACAAGAAUAAAAAAUGCACCCUGUGUGUUAACCCCUACAUGAUGAACAAAAGGCAAAAGCUGCCCCUGUCCGUGGUGGACUGGAGGGCAAAGCAAUCCUGCAGCUCAAAGGUGUCAUCCAACCUGCACAAAUCCAGCGAGGCUCUGGUCACCUCCACUUCUUCUUCUGUUGAAAACAACUGGAAAGCAAGCUUAGAAUUUCAAACGGUGAAAACAGGCGCCUCGCUGAUGUUGGCUGGAACCAACUCUAAAGUGGCUGAUUACUCCAUGAAGAAAACAAAGAAUGACAAAUUCAGCUUCGCAAGCCUCUGCAUGUCCUGUGAGUACUACAGCUACCGAGUGUCCAGCUCAGCCAAGUUGCACAAGGAAUUCAGCAGAGCAGUGAAACAGCUUCCUCCAGUGUACAGCCAAGAAAGCAAGGAACAGUUUUACACACUCAUUGACACCUUCGGCACCCAUUACAUCAGCAAGGUGAAGGUAGGCGGAAAGAUUCAGUCUGUCACCAGCAUCCGUCAGUGUCAGGCCAGCCUGCAGGGGCUCAGUGCAGAGGAGGUACAGAUGUGCCUGGAGGUCGAGGCAUCUGCAAGCUUCAGGGUCACAGUAAAAAGUGAAUCAAAACACUGCAAGAAGGACAUACAGAAGUCAGAGAGCAAAUCAGCAUUCUCCGACCUCUUCAAUGACAGGUUCACAGAAAUCAAAGGGGGCCAUUCCACAGACCCAGACCUUCUCUUCUCUGCUGAUAAAAACCCAUCGGCUUACAAGGAAUGGCUCAACACGAUUCCCCAGAAUCCUGACAUUAUCUCAUAUUCUGUGGGCUCUCUGCAUGAGUUACUGCCUGCUAAUACAACAACAUGGUUUAAUCUGCGCUCGGCCAUCAGCCAUUACAUCCUGGAAAAGGGCCUGGUAAUAAACUGCACCGAGCGUUGUAGAAAAGAUUCGAGGGAUCACUGCGUCUGCCAGUGCCACAAUGACCCGGCUGUAAAUUCAGACUGCUGCCCAACCCGUAAGGGCAUGGCCCGGAUCAUUUUAACAGUACAGAGGGCCACUGGUCUGCGGGGAGACUACUUCACUUCCACAGAUGGCUUUGUGAAAGUCUUCCACCACAAAGUUGAGUUCCGCCGUUCACCUGUCAUCAACAACAACAACAACCCACACUGGGGCAUGGUGGUUGAUCUGGGUUCGCAGGACCUGUCUACUGCAAGCAAACUGAGAAUUGAAGUCUGGGACCAGGAUAACGGCUGGGAUGAUGACCUGUUGGGAGCAUGCGAGCCGGUUCUUGCAAACGGCAUCAAGGAGGAUGUCUGUAAUCUGAACCACGGCCGACUUUACUUCAAAUGGGAAGUGAAAUGUGCUCCGAGUCUGAGUGGUAAUUUGUGCACAGAAUAUGUACAGACGCCCAUGAAUCCAAGGCUAAAGAAGCUUUACGUGUCCCGUCAUGCCCAUCCUAUUCCUAAGCCCAUGCUGCUUGAGAUGGGGGUGUUUGUGAACAAAUCUGCGUCUGCUAAAUUAGCCGUUUGGAGGAACCAGACUCUUACUGCAAAAAUGCAAACAUAUGAUUUUAAAUAAGGAAAAUGUUCAAAGCUAAAGCUACUUAUCAACAUCUGUCUACUGAAAAUAAGUAAAAGAGCAAAAGAUUCAUUAACUGGCGCAGCAGCAUUUGCACCUUCUGCAGGCAUGUGAUUAAAAACCUGCUGACACCAAAAUAAAGGGCGUUGCAGUAAUCUAGUAAUGUGGUCACAAAGACAUGGAUCACUGUCUCCAAGUGCUUCUCCGUUAAAAGUAGUUUUCAUCAUCCAUCUCCCAUCCUCUUAUUUGGGUCCCUAACAUGAUCAUAGCAUAACAAAAUACUGUUGUAUUCAUAUAAUAGACAUUCAUAAUUUGAUUUUAUGUAACAGUCCUAUUUUAAAUGCGUAAUGCUUAAAAUUCUCUGCUACUUUUGUUUGAGCAGGCAUCACACCUUAUGAUGACCUUUCCUCCAGUGGCUACAGACUCUCUUAUACAGUGCAGUGAAAAGGUAUUCAGCUCCUAACACAAGCAUGUUUCAGAUUAUUUUUUAUAUCAGUAAAAAAUAUAAUGUAAGUAAAUACAAAAUCUUGUUUUCAAGUAAUGACCUCGUUUAUUAAGAGGAGAAAGCUAUUCAAACUAACGUGGCACAACGUGAAAAGCAAUCUCCAAUCUUGUU